This is a messenger RNA of Peniophora sp. CBMAI 1063, 789 nucleotides long. Lineage: Eukaryota; Fungi; Basidiomycota; Agaricomycetes; Russulales; Peniophoraceae. The record is from the annotation of a GenBank genome assembly.
AUGUCGAUGCCUCGGCCGGUAUCUCCAGCCCGAGUGUCAACGAGCCUGCAUCUCCAGGGUCUCACGCCUCACGACCAUCAGUCCCACGUCCUUACCGGUGCCCCGCUGUUGCCUCUGAAGCAAGAAGUCAAGGACGAAGAGAUUGAUUACAAGAUCAAGCAGGAAGAACUUGAGUAUGAAAUUAAGGAAGAAGAUCAUGACGCCCCUCUGCAGGGGGCCGAGUUUCCCGUACUGGCAUACGGCACUCAGGAUUGGGCGCCUGUCCCACAAAGCGUCACGUCCAGAUUGCCUCCGCCGGCUACUCUGUCAAGGAUCAUCCCUAACUAUGAAACCUUUGACCACUGGCUGCUCGAAUGGCAGCACAAGCCCGUCACCGGUGAAGAUGACGACCGUCUCCGCCGACUUCGCCGUGACGCGAGGCUUUUGGCCGCGCUACGGGAAUGCCGCGCGGAAUAUUUGGACCAGCACAGACGCCUGCAGGACGUGCGUGCCCUAGCCAUUCAGACGCUGAGGUCGCCUUUUAUUCGCCAUCUCAGUCGUUCCCAAGGCGUCGAUUUGCGGGUAUCGGUAGAGACACCGAGUGAUGUGAACCUGCUGGCAAGCAGUCACGCGAAGGACCGUGAUCCACUUCCCAAUCCAUCGCGAAGCAUAUCGACAUCGGAUAUGUCGUUGACGGAUGAAGACUACGGUUCCUCUUCUUACUCUUCGGACGACAUGGAGGAUAGCUCUGAGGAGAGCGAACAGGAGUUUCGUACGGGCAGAAAACGGCGUCACGACGAAGUUGAUUAA